GGCUCCCAACAUGAACUGGCGAGCUGUGAUGGCUUCGCUUUUACUUCUCUCACCUACCCCAUCCCAUACUCUCCCCUGCGACAGUGAACCCAACCAGCAAACUGGCAUGCUCUAUGCUGGAGGCUGUCCACUCCCUGGCGUAUGCACCUGGGGAAGCUGUACAAGCGUCACGAUCGGACUCGACCCUACACAAUGCGGGAAGCGUGGCAACUCAUGCAAAGCUGGAGAGCUCUGCGUUGCUGGCGGAUGUUUCCCUCUUGAUGUUGGGUCAAAUACCAACAGCUGCACUACCUCAUCAGGUUCCAAUAGCUCUGGAUCAUGUCGGCCGGGCCAAUGGUGCGAUGAUGGAAAGUGUUCUCCAAUCCAGGUGACAGCAAACUCCCGUCGUUGUGGCAGUACGAACGAACGGUGUGGACCUGGAUCUCUUUGUGUCAACAACAAAUGCCAGAAGAUUAACAUUGGCUCAGACCCCAAGUCUUGCGGUCCUUCAAAUACAACCUGCAGUUCGGGUAACUGGUGCCUUGACGGAUCAUGUGUGCCAUUUCAACUUGGUACCAACGUCCAGUCCUGCAAAAGAAGCAGUGAAUGCUCCCUUGGCGCAUCAUGCCGAGGUGGAUACUGUCGUCAGGUCUUCAUCUCGACCGACACUUAUAACUGUGGCCUGGGGGCCAACCCAAAGAACUGUACCGAUGGCCAACUCUGUGUUUCCGGACAAUGCCGCUCACUCAACAUUACUUCCAGGACUGCUACCAAUUGUGGCUCAUCUAAUGGAAAGUGCCAAACCGGAUCUUACUGCUCGAACAACGAGUGCGUACCUAUCAGGAUCUCAACCGACCUAUCGCAAUGUGGAAGCAGCUCAGAACCCUGCGGAAGUAACCAAGUGUGUGUCUCGGAUCAAUGUACCAGCAACCUUAUUCACCAGUCCAACACACCCAGGGUCGCUUGUGGUGCUGGGUCUGGAGGUCCUGGAGCACGUAUUCCUGGUGCAGAUGAGGAUGAAGAAAGACAGUCGGACGCAGGAGGCAGUUCCUCGGGAGGAAGUGGCAGUGCUGGCGACAGUGAAACGAAUGAAGAUGGCUCGGGAGAAGAUGGUGGUGAUGCCAACGGCCAAGAAGGAGGAUCUUCUGAUGGAAAUGGAUCAUCAGACCAGGACAAUGAUGCGUCCAGCGACGGGAAUUCACAGUCACCAGAUGGUUCCAACGAUGGAGGCGACUCUGGCAAUGAGGGCUCAUCAAAUGGAAAUGGCGCAACCUCAGCUCGACCCCAGGGAACUUCGGGCGAUGCUGGGCAAGGGGGAGGAGACUCAGCUUCUGGAGGAAACGGGGAUGGACAAGCAGACCAAGAUGGAUCUGACCAAAAUGGCGCCGAUGAAGCACCAUCAGGGCAGAACGGAGGAAAUACUGGCACUGGCUCACCUACUUCAACUUGCAGCCCAGCCUGUGCUGGGAAUACGGUCUGUAUCAACAACCAAUGCUCUUCAGUUCAGGACCCAUCUUCCUGCGGGACAUCCUCCAGCCGUCUUCUGCGUCUUCUUCGGAGACAAGCGACAUCAGCAUGCCAGCCAGGGUUUGCCUGUAUUAAAAACGAGUGCGUACCGGCCGAUGGCCCGGUCAACUGCGGUGCAUCAGGUGUCAAUUGCCCCAUCAACUAUGCUUGUAUACAAGAUUCCUGUGUGGCUCUCGGUGACCCAACCUCUUGCGGUGGCGAAACUUGCAGCAGCGAUGAAGUCUGUAUAGGCAACAUUUGCACACCAAGUCCCGGUUUAGCUAGCUGCAAUGGAGUCGCUUGCGCUACUGGUGAGACAUGCCAAAAUGGAGCUUGUGUCCCUAUUGAUAGCACAGGAGGAUCAGGUUCAAGUGGAGGUGCAAGACCCCAAGAGAGCGGUUCAAAUAAUGGAGUCGAUGAUGGAUCUUCCUCCUCAAGUGGUGAUGACGGGAAUGGUGAUAACACAGGUGAGGAAGGCCAGGGCAGCGGAGGUUCUUCUGAUGGGGCCUCUCCAAGCGACGGCUCUUCCGAUGAUGGGUCACAGGCUGGCAGUACACAAGGACAAGGCUCUGGUGGUGAUGACUCCCAAGGUAAUUCUGACUCAGGACCCGGUACUGGCUCAGGAUCUGGCUCCGGUAGUGGUUCCGGAUCUGGGAACGGCUCAGGCUCAGGCUCCGGCAAUGGGUCUGCUGGUGGCUCAAAUGACGGUGGAAGCUCUGGAUCUGGCACGAACCCAGGAAGCGGAACUGGCUCGGGCAACGGAUCAAAUUCAGGAUCGGAUUCACCCUCAGGCAAUGGUUCAGGAACUGGAUCUCAGGGAGGCAGUGGUUCAGGAUCAAAUGGUGGAGAUGGCGACGGCAAUGGCUCAGAAUCCAGCCCAGGUUCUGGUUCAUCAUCAGGCAAUGGAUCAGACGGCAGUGGAAAUGGAUCGCAGACAACACGCCAACCAGCACUUACGGCUAGACCACAAGGCAAUGUUCCUGGUGGUGGUGGCGAUCCUGAUGCAGACAAUUCCUCCUCUGGUGCUGCUAAUACAGGAUCAAAUGGCAGACAGACCUCGAGCACACAAGCUGGAACCCGUCCAAGCCAAAGUGGCAGCCAAGGAAGUGGCCCUGGAGGCGAUGGAUCUGGAGGCGACAACGGAUCAAGCAGUCGCUCACAAUCAGCGUCUUCGCCCAACCAGACUGGAAGUACAGAGGGAGGUGGUACAGGCGGUGAUGGCGACCCUGUGUCGAGUGACUCUAUGUCCAAUGGUGGCGCAGAAGCAACAUCGGGCGCUUCUGUAUCUGGCGGCUCUUCACCUUCAGGAGCGGGCGGAUCGGGAGCUACAGGUUCAACAGGCCAGACAUCGCCAACUUCUAUCCUAUCUGAUGGGGCACCAAUUGUCAACCCCGGCCCAGACUCAACAGAUGCGUCUGGAAGAUUGGUGACAUCGACUUCUAGACAGAUCGGAAGCCCCGAAGGAAAUCCUACUGGUGGCGGAGACAACGACCCAUCGCCGACGGAUAGUAAUGGUGGUAGUAACACAGUCACUCGAGGGUCAGGCAGCAUCUCAACGAGCAACGGGGGCCCGUCGGCUACAGGCGGUGAUGGAGGUGCCACUGGCUCUACAACUCAAGGUUCAGGCACUUCAAAUACCGUUGCCAGUCAGUCAAGCUCCCGAAACCCAGCUGGUUCUGACACAGGUGAUGGCCAACCUUCAAAUACUGACGGCGGCCCCAACCCUGGAGAUCAGACAAGUGCGAGUGGCAGUCAGCCUUCUGCGACCAAUUCAGAGGGUACCAACCCAAGCCAAGGGGCUGGAACGACUGGAUCUUCCAAUGGACAGACAACUGGUGGCCAGUCUUCAUCUGUCACAACCACAGGCCAAAGCUCGUCACCCACUGGUGAAUCUCCCACAUCCUGCUCAGAUGACAGUGACUGUGUAGUCGACACUGAGCUCUGUAUAUCCGGAGGACUCAACAUCUGCGCUUGCGUGAACGCAGUAUGCGUCCCGGACACCGACCCAGAUGCCGCUUCUACUUUAGGAGGCGUCAGUUCUACCGCGGCAUCUGGAACCCAGGGCACCGAUCCAUCAACACCGACGGAGACUGGCGAAGGUACACUAUGUACUGAUGAUGACGACUGUUUGGCUGAUGUCUCGUUGUGCUUAAGUGGCUCACUCAAUCUAUGCACUUGUGUCAACGCAGUCUGUGUUCGAGACACAACAACUGGUGGCUCUCAAGUCACAAGCACGGCUUCUGGCAACAAUCCUGGGUCUGGUGCCAGUGCAUCGGGAACUACAACAUCCGAUGAGUCGGCCAGAGAAACAGGGUCGGCAUGUUCUACCAGCGACGACUGUGUGGCCGAUGUAGCAUUAUGUUUGGUCGGCGGGCUCAACUUGUGUGUCUGCGUGGAUGCUGUCUGUCAACUCGGCCCUGGCUCAAGCAACGGUGGAGGCGGCGGCGAUGACCCUGGAGACACCGACCAAGGUCCAACAGAAACAGCUGGGGCACCAGCAGCACAGUCAUCAGUAUCGUGCGGGACUGCUGAAGACUGUACAGCCGCCCUCGGACUGUCUGUCUUGGGAAUAUACGUCUGUGUGGACCUCAUUUGCCAGCUUCAGCCAACUGCCAACCCUACGAAUGGAGACACGACAGCAUCGCAAACAGGCUCCAACGCUGUUCCCACUAUCACUGAACCUAUCGAUUGUGCCACAGAUCAGGACUGCGUGGCGGCGUUGGGAGCCAACGCGAUAGGGAUAUUCGCGUGCAUAGAUCUUUUAUGUCAGCAGACAGCUACGGCCUCUGGAGCUGGUGCCUCUGCUACUGAGCCUGCCUCAUCUAGACAAAGAACUGACGUCGAGUGCUCAACGGAUCAAGACUGUGUGGCAGCCAUUGGAGUUGGGGCUCUUGGUAUCUUUGCAUGUGUGAAUCUUCUUUGCCAACAGACAGCAACGGGCAGUGUUGCAACUACAGCAACGAGCACCGGGGUGUCUGUUUCGGGAUCUACAACUGACGUUGAGUGUGAAACUGACCAAGACUGUGUUGCCGCUCUCGGCGCUCAGGCAUUGGGAUUAUUUGUAUGCGUUGAUCUUCUCUGUCAAGAAACUAUCUCAACUGCAGGCGCUGGAUCUUCGACAACUCAACCGCCUUCUCCGGGCGCUACAACCGAUAUCGAAUGCUCGACAAACCAGGACUGCGUGGCAGCCAUUGGCGCAAAUGCUUUGGGGAUUUUCGCCUGCAUAGACCUGAUUUGCCAGCAGACUGCAAACCCUAGCAGCGGCUUCGUCACUGUCACGUCUGAUAGUACACCGGCCCCAACCAGUAGUUCGGAAACACCAUGUACUGACGACAGCGACUGUACUGUUACAGGCGAUACAUGCGCCGCAGAUGGCUUUUGCAGGGUAUCGUCUGCAAGUACUGGCAACGGGAACGCCUCAUCUUGUUCCGACAGUGUUGACUGCCUCUUAUCUCUGAACCCUCUUUGCGCCCUUGGCCUCUGCGUCUGCUUGGACGCAGUCUGCAGCCCACCAAGAAACGUCGACACAUGCUCGACAGACUCGCAAUGCAGUACUGGACAGACGUGUCAACAAGAAGUUUGUGUUGAUGAAGUCCCUUGUUCUACAGAAGAUGACUGUGUGGCAAACCUCAACUUGUGUACAUCGCUGGGAAUUUGUGCUUGUGUCAAUGGAUUGUGUACUCUGUAA
Messenger RNA from Fusarium redolens, 5173 nucleotides. RefSeq lists its product as uncharacterized. Bases 11 to 5173 code for a protein of 1720 amino acids. Lineage: Eukaryota; Fungi; Ascomycota; Sordariomycetes; Hypocreales; Nectriaceae. The record is from RefSeq and is a predicted model, not a curated record. The transcript is spliced from 2 exons.